CCUUUGUCGGCGAAUCAGUAAACAUCUUGAAACACAAAAUCAUCAAAUUGGAAUACAUGUCAUCUUCAACUGAAGACCAUGAACCGUUCGCUACGACAAACGGCAAGUCCGAUUCGAGUCAAGCCGACACUGAAUACAGCACGGGAGACCCGAGAUCAAGAUACGAUUCACACAUGAUCAUAAAACGACGAGAGGUGAAACGCGAGUCCAAACUAGUAAUAGCGGGACUCGGUACAAAACGAGUUUCGAAAACGUCUGAGUCGGGUUUUGAUGACGGCCAGUCUAUACGAACCGGAUCCCCGACUGGCUCAACGUUAUCGGGAUUUUUCCCAGCUCGCAGUAAGAAAUCAAACGAGAAAAUAGACAAAAAGUGGCUGGAAAUUAUGGCCAACUCUCAAAACCGACAUGAUGUUACGGCUCAGAAACUUUUGAACAAAAAGUUUAACAUUUAUCAGCAGCGGAGCAACACGCCUUCUGUUCGCAAAUUCAACAGCGAGCGUAAAAUUCAGAGAGUAAAUGACCCGAAGUCGAGUUUCGGCUCUGAAGUUCUUUCGCUUCCAAAGCGAGAAAACUCUUUGUUGCGAAGUUACUCCGAGAGCGAUAUUUCACAAGUGCCAACAACCAACUCUUCAGUGCCCGAAGCCUCAGAAACCGACAUUCGAGUUACGGAAUCUGAGAUGUCUGGAACUGAUUCUGACAAACAUACAGCCAGCUUGGAAAUGACUGGAAGUAGCCAAGAACAUCAAAAAGGACGAACUGGGAGUUCGCAUUUAUCUGUUGGAUCAGUUGACAUACAAAUUACAGGACACACGAUUGACGGGCCCAGCACCCAAACUAUUGUCCAGAACGACAACGGUGGAAACAGCGAUUCGGUUCAUACAAAUGGUGGGCAAACUAGCAUCCGAGUAAAUUAUGAAGAUUGUUCCAAAACGAGGACUGUUGAUCCUGCAACUGGUCAAAUCAUUAUAAAUAUCGUAACUCCUGCCAGUCGUUACGACGACUCAAACGUGCAGUUUAAAGAUUCUUCGGGAGCUGCACCUGGUGCUCAGAACGAGGCGUCUCGUAUCGAAGAAACGAAAACAAAUGACACUUCGGUUAUUUCUGUGCCUCCGCGAGCCAAUCAACAAGCAGCUGGACAGUUCGUUUCGACGAACGAAGGAAUUCCGCUCAUUAAGCCUAAAAAGAAGAAAAGAGGCUGUCGGUGUUGUUUCUGCUGUACGUGUAGGUGUGGUGUUUCAGAUGACGAGGAUUUCUGAGCACAAGUGUCGUUUUUUCAAAACAAGUUGAGAAAAGACUAAAGAAAAGAUGGGAAAUGAUUUUGGUUUGACUUUGUAGAUUUUCGAAUUUUUUCAAGCUACCUGAAAACCACAUUUUUAAAAUAAAAUUGAUCUUUUUGAAGCAGUCGUACUUUAUCUUUUUUCGUCGUUGGUUUUGUCCGAAUUGUAUACGAAUAAAUCCCUCACGACAGAAAUACUGAAUUAUUGAAGUCAUAAUGUAGAGAGUAUCCGAAAACUUAAAGAGUGCAAAACCGACUUGAAUAUUAGACAUUUCAAGGAGUGAAAUUAGUUGACUGAGGAACUCAGAGACAUUUACAGAGAUUCUUGAUUUCUUGCAGAUGAUCAGUUUUGCGGCUUUUAAGGACAAACGCUGGGCAAAAAAAUUUGGUUGCCGAGAGAUUUGAAGGAACGAACGAAAAAAAAACAAUGUUAGCGACUUAUGUGUUUUUUUUUAGAAACACGUGAAUUUAAUAUUUGAAUAUAAUGUAGGAUGAAGUAUGUAUUUUUUUACGAAAUAAUUUAUCUGUCCAACAAUAUAUAAGAUUGAGCAUGUUCAGGCAUAGUUAUAGUGGAAUCAUGUGACUAAACUUUUUGAUUGACUUGGUCAUAUAUUUUGCAUUUCUUGCUGUAGACCGAAAUGUGAUU
Molecule: messenger RNA, 1922 nt
Organism: Symsagittifera roscoffensis
Lineage: Eukaryota; Metazoa; Xenacoelomorpha; Acoela; Convolutidae
Exons: 2
Coding region: 57-1256 (399 amino acids)
Source: RefSeq, a predicted model, not a curated record